CGUCUUUCGAAAAUUGUUAACAGAAAACAUUGGAAUUUGCGGUGGAUUUAGAUUGCUGCGGUGUUUUUUCGCGGACAGACCAAUAAUUUUUAAAUGUCAGACACGGCAUCUGAAUAUGCAUGUUAUAUUCUAAAUAAGUAUUUUGGUGAAGCUGCCACAGUAAGCACACAUAUUCUGUGUGUUAAAGGUUCAUCAAGUUUGUCGGAAAUUUUAAGGGAUUCUCACAAAAAGUUACACUCAAGUCGAGUUUGCAAAUGCCUUAUUUCACUUAUCAGACAUUCCAUGUUAACUAUACAGAAAGAUUCGAUAUUAAAAUACAGUUUAAAUUAUGAACGAAUAUAUUUUGUGCCAAGACUUCCAUUGUUUUGCAAACUCGUGUUUCAUUACUAUGGCAAGGUUGCUGAGCAGGCUAUGAUUUAUUUCUCUAUGUUUGGGCGUGGAUCUUUAAGUGACCUGUUAGUGUAUUGUGUUAAAAAGCAUCUUCAUAGUAAACUCCCUGUAGAAGAACAACACAGCUAUGUCGAAGCUUUAGGAACCACUGUGACCACUCUUGUUAAAACCAAUGUCCUGCAAAUUGUAAAUCCGAAGCUGUGGUCAGUUGAAUCUAACAAGGAAACUAAUUUAUCGGCUGUACCUUCUCGAACAGCUGAAGCACCUGUACAUGUCAAUGUCUCGGAAUCUGAAAUGCAAAUACCAAAGGACGAUAUAUGUGAAGCAUUACAUAAUUACAUUUCUAGUGGAUUUGUUAACUGGCCUAUUGCAAAUGAAAGAAAUAAUGAACCAGUGCGUAAACGUGUAAAACGUUAUGAUGAAUCAUCCGAGUUAGUGAAAUCUCUUAAAUUGGUGGUCUGUCCAAAUAUUAAAACAUUAGAGACAAUGUGGAGAGAUCGAUUGAUAUGUCAGUUGGCAAGUGAAAAACUUGGUGAAAUAUGCGGUGAUAUUCUUUCACAUUUAUUAUGUAUUGCUACAGCUGCUAAUAGGGGCACAGGAAUCACCUCCACAGAGUCAGGAGCCGUUUCACGUUCAGAGCUUUUGCGAAGUAUGCGAAUUGUACCGGAUCAUAUAUCCUCGUAUAUAUCCUUACUGAUAGAUGAUGAGGUAAAAUUCCUUUUACAACAACCUGGAUUAGCUGGUUACAUGUACACAUGUCCUUAUAAAUAUGUCAUUAAACAACUAUUUAUCAAAAAUGUGGAGUAUAUUAUACAAGUCCUCUUUGAAAGUAAUGGGUUACGUAUUUUCCGAUUUCUUCUGCUUUCUGGACCUUCAAAUUUAGAAGAGGUUGAACGAAAAGUAUUGCUUCCCCAAAGUGAUUUCCGACGAAUACUACCACGUAUGGUAUCUAUGGGACUUAUUACAACAACUGAACUAUCGCGAACAAAGGAAUACACAGCAGAUACUAUCUUUUGUUUGUAUUCCAUCAAUUUGUUGCAAGUUGCUCGAUUGGUAAUUGAACUUUCGCAACAUGAGGUUUUUCGUAUCUCUUUGCGUCGUGAUUAUGAAUUUUCACAGAAAAGUCGUCUAAUUGAACAACGUUACCGUAUUGAAUCUCUUAUCCUGCAACAUCAGGCUAAGUUGAAUGAAUACAACGAAUCAUCGUCUAGUGCAUCUCUAAAUGAUUCGAAUGAGUCUGAAUCACAACACAAAGAAAGUAUAGAAUCUUUGAAAUCUUCAAUAACACCUGCUGAACUGCAUCAAUUAACAGUUUUGUCAGAUAAAUUAUCUAAGUUAAUUAACUGUGAAUACAAAUGUCAUACAGCAUGGUUUGUAGCUGAUCUUUUUCUUCGUUUACAUUCUUGAUUACAUUAAACGUAAAAAUCUAUGUUCUCCAGUUGUAUGUAAAUAAUUUUUAUGCUAAGUUACCCAAGGUUUCAUGAUAUAUAGAACAUAAAUGAAUCUUGUAACGUUUUAAUGAUUUCAAAAUAUAUAUUACUGUUUUAGGAAAUGACGUUUUGGUUUACCAUCGCUAUUGUAACGAGUACAUUGUAUUUAUUCAAAUAAAGUAUUAAAGUAACUGCG
Molecule: messenger RNA, 2016 nt
Organism: Schistosoma intercalatum
Lineage: Eukaryota; Metazoa; Platyhelminthes; Trematoda; Strigeidida; Schistosomatidae
Source: the annotation of a GenBank genome assembly